Messenger RNA from Oppia nitens, 2181 nucleotides. RefSeq names its product mucin-5AC-like. The transcript has 2 exons. The record is from RefSeq and is a predicted model, not a curated record. The coding region runs from base 25 to 2181 and encodes 718 amino acids. Lineage: Eukaryota; Metazoa; Arthropoda; Arachnida; Sarcoptiformes; Oppiidae.
AAAAUUAUAAUUAAUUAAUUAAUUAUGACUGUUAAAGAUGCCAUAUAUGUUGUCGAGACAGACCUACCAAUCCUGAGGGCGGAUACCUUUCAUACGGCCAACGGUGUCAUUAAUCCGGCCUUUUUGAGCGAACCGGACGACAGCGAGUACGACCAUCGGCAACAUUAUCAUCCGUCUACCGGUACACUAGUCGGUAGUGGUGGUGGUGGUGUGUCCUCAAACACACAGCAAACAAAUAGUCUACAACGUUAUCCACAGCAUCAGCACCGGCAGCAACAGCAGCAGCAGCAGCACAGGUAUCCGCACCACUACCUAACCAAUCCGUUUCAUACAUACCAUAGCCGACAGUCAAGCAAAACAAGUGUCAAAGACUGUACUAACAAUAGUUGCGGACAACCCGGUUGUAGUGCUGGUGGUGUGGGUGUCGGUGGUGUCGACAACUACUAUACUACUACUACUACCCAUAGUCUACACCGUAAUCAUAAUCCUAAUAAUCCUAUUGGUGGUAAUGGAUCGUCAAUAGCCAGCUCCUGGGUAUACGAGUUUAAUAGUGGUUGCGGUGGCGAUAGUAGUAGUAGUAGUAGCCAACAAUCAAGUCCCGGCCAACAAUCAUCGUCUACUGCUUCAACGGCACCGGUAGGUGGCGAAAGCUAUAUGAUGUCGUCAACCGGCCGAGCCGGAGGAGUACAUCAUUCUAACGGUGGUGUUUCACUAGUAGUACCGGUGCCGCCGAUGCAUCGGCCGGCAUAUCACGGCGGUAGCGGUCAUCACUUGACCUAUAAUGAUGGUAUGGAUAUGCCCUACAAUGAUGUACGCAAAAUAGGACAAAACGGUAGUCAAACAUCGGGAACGGGUGGUGGUUGCAGUUGUAUGCGUGUAAUUGUUGUAACAUUGAUACUACUGUCCCUAAUAGGCAUCGCCUUGAGUGUCGGUUUUAUUAUAUAUAUCGAACAAAUUGCUGCCACCAAUGGUGCUGCUGCUGGUAACGGCACCGGUAGCUCAUCAGCAUCAGCACCGGUACUACAGGAUAGAAGUAUAACAGCAUAUACUACUACUACUACUACAAGUCCUACUAAUAAUAACAGAGCCAUUACUACUACUACUACUAACAAAACUAUUGAGAAAGUUAUUAAUAUCCCGACACCGGUUGCAACUACUACUAGUAGUAGUAGUACUAUAGCACCGGUAUCUCAAUCGUUGUCGACAUCAACAAAAUCAUUGGUGAAAACUACUAGAUUUACUAACAAUAAUAGUUCAAUGGAGUCACGUAUGGCCAGUAAUGUCAGCAUUGAUACCGACAUAACAACUACAAGUGCUGCUAAUACUACUACUACUACUACUAGACCAUCAUUUAUUAUUAUGAAUGGUAGCACCGGUAGUAUACCAGUUAAUAACAAUAACGAGUUUAUGAUAACAUUACCGACUAAUGCUACCAGUUUUGAUUAUGAUGCUUACUAUACUAGUACUACAACAACUACCAGUGCCCAAACCAACAACACCAACAAUAUGAUGAUAAAUGAUGGCACAGUAGUCAACAAUCAAUUGCCAAUUACUACUACUACUACUACUACUACACCGAUACCGACAGCAACGACAACUAUAAAUCAAACACUAGUAGCUGCUGUUGUUGUUGGUGUCAUGUCAUCAUCAGCACCAACAACACCAUCACAACAUACCAGUCCUUCUCGUAUGACAUCAACUGUCCAAACAGUAGCCGUCACUACAACUACUACUACUACUACUACUAAUACAACAGAGGCUCCGAUUACUACUACAACUAACAACAUCAACACUACUACCGCUACUACUAGUAGUAGUGGUAGUAGUAAUACUACCGGUGCAGCAGCUAAUAGUGAUGAGACAAUUGGAUGGAUAGUAUCAAACAUCACUACUACUACUACUCCUACUACUAGUAAUACUACUACUGCUGCUGCUGUUAGUCCUACUAACGGUGCCAGCAAUAGUACAACCAUACCUACUACUACUACUACUACUACUCCUAUUCCAACUACUACUACAAUAGCACCGAUAGAUACCAAUACAACCACUAUUGACGACUAUUUAGCCGACUAUAUGUCCGCUACUAAUACUAGUAGUACCAGUAAUAUCGGUAACUUAACAGCCGAUGGGGACAGUAGUGUCCGGGCACUGCAGGAUGAAAGUAUGAGUAUACCAAUCUAA